Metarhizium brunneum ARSEF 3297 is the source of this 981-nucleotide messenger RNA. NCBI's taxonomy places the organism in Eukaryota, Fungi, Ascomycota, Sordariomycetes, Hypocreales, Clavicipitaceae. The record is from RefSeq and is a predicted model, not a curated record.
AUGGCCGCCGACGCUGUUGGAAGCGAGUUCGUGUCCAAGGAUGCCGAGGUCCACCAAGCCAACACCAUGGUCAGCGCGAAGAACCUCCUCGGCGGCGGCUUCGCAGCCUCCUGCGCGGCGAUUACUCCUGCGGCAGUGUACGACGGAGGCUUCAGCAAUGCCGCCUCCAAGGUUGAGCUGCGCAUUGGAAACGGGGGCGCCGGACAGAGCGGUCUCAUCAAGGCCUUAUCAGACGCCUUCAUCAGAGACGCCGUCGCCAGCGGCUCCCCCCCGUUCAAGGUAGCCUGGUACACCAGCGACACCACCUACUCCAUCAAGUACCUCUCCACGGGCGACAUCGACGUCGGCAUCACCUACACGCCGUCUGCGGAAGACAUCGCCAUCCGCCAAGGCAUCGCCCUGUCCCCCAGCUACUACGUCUUCCGGGACCACUUCCUCCUCGUCGGGCCCAGGUCCAACCCCGCCAACCUCGUCGCCUCCGACGACAUCCACACCAUGUUCUCCAAGAUAUUCGACGUGGCCGAGAACAACAAGACGGAUCCGCCGGUGCGCUUCCUCAGCCGAUACGACAAGUCCGCGACAAACAUCAAGGAGAGUCUCCUGUGGGCCAGCAUCGGACAGGUCCCAUGGGCAACCGCCUACUCAACCUGGUACCACCAAUACAUCGCCUUCCCCAUGCAGGCCCUCACCGCGGCCAUCCUGCUGCAGGAAUACACAAUCACCGACCGCGGGACCAUCCUGUCCCUCGACGCCAGGCUUCGCAACCAAACAGUCGUCUACAAAGCCGGCACCGACGGCGCCGACGACCCCCUGCUGAAUCCCGCACACUUGCUGAUCGGCACCAGGGCGGCGAACCCAAACAUGGCCCAGGCCUUUGCCAGGUGGCUGGUCAGCAGCAAGGGGCAGGGCGUCGUGGGAAACUUCAAAAAGGGCGGUCAGACGCUGUACAGCGUUGCGCCCUCGUCCAACUCGACCGCCUAG